AUGGAAUUAAAGAAGAACAAUAAAUUAUUGACACACAACAGUUCAUCCACUGGAAUCACAUCAAAUGCAAAUAGGAACCAUAAAAUGUCUAAUAAAGUUUCAACCCCACUCAUUUUACAUUUAUCUAUUGCUAUAUUUGUUUUAGCAUGUGCACUUCUUGUAAACGUUGCUUCAGCGGCCUCAGCUAGUAAACAAAAUUCGAAUAACUUUGUUUCACCGCUUUUAGUAGGAUUUGGGGCAUUAAGCGUCGAAGAGUCAGAAGAGUUCAAAAGAAUGGCUUGGAACAAUUGGAUGUUGAGGCUAGAGGCUGAAUGGAAAGAGUUACAGGAAUCUAUAGAAGAAUUAAAAGAAAAAUGCCUUGAAGAAAAAGAAUCAGAAUUUUCAGAUUGGUUAAGUUCUUUACAAAAUAAAUGGUAUCAUUAUAACAAAGCAAUGCUUAAAGAGUAUAAAUGUAAUGUUAUGGAAAAUUCAUCGAACUGGAAUGAUGCUCAAUGGGAAAAUUGGGUAAAAAAUGAAGGGUUAAAAAUUAUCGAAGAACAAUGGAAAACAUGGAUUAAAAAACAGGAUGAGCAGAUAAGAGAUUUAACCUUACAUAAAUGGAUUCAAUGGAAAAAUGAUAAAAUUAGAUCAUGGUUAUUAUGUGAAUGGAAAUCCGAAGAAGAUUUUUAUUGGACAAAUUGGGAACGUUCUUCAACAGCAAAAUGGUUACAAGAAGCAGAAAAAGCACAUUGGAUGAAAUGGAAAGAAAGAAUUAAUAGGGAAUCUGAACAAUGGGAAAACUGGGUUCAAAUGAAAGAAAGUAUUUACAUCAAUGAAAAAUGGGCAAAAUGGGCCCAAUGGAAAAAUAAUAAAAAACAUUUAUUUAACAAAUGGUCAGCUAGCCUUAUUUAUAAAUGGACUUUGAAAAAACAAUGGAAAGUUUGGAUUAAGGAGGCAAAUAAUACUACUACCAUGAAUGAUAUUUAA
Molecule: messenger RNA, 966 nt
Organism: Plasmodium gonderi
Lineage: Eukaryota; Apicomplexa; Aconoidasida; Haemosporida; Plasmodiidae
Product: tryptophan-rich antigen
Exons: 2
Coding region: 1-966 (321 amino acids)
Source: RefSeq, a predicted model, not a curated record